AUGUCUCUUUAUCUCUGUGUUGAUUGUGGUGGUACCAAGACGUCCGCCGUCAUCUGCAACGAUGAGGGCUCAAUAUUGGGCCGUGCUGCAGGAGGUCCAUCCAACCUGACCUACCUAUCUCCUGAUGCUUUCCUCUCAUCCGUCGCAGACACCGUCAGCAACGCUCUCCAAGUAUCCAACAAGUCCAGUACACUCCCCCCAGAUAGCCGCUCUCCAUUUUCUGCUGCGUGGUUUGGCGUUUCUGGUGCAGACUCCCCCACAUCCAUCGCCAAAAUCACUCCUUCCCUCUCGGCUCUCUUAGCCAUCCCGGCUGGUCCACGUCUCUUUAUCACGAAUGAUACCCAUCUUCUUGCCGCUCCUGUUCGGAUGUACCCAGAUGUCUCUCAUGCUGUCGCCGUUAUUGCUGGCACUGGCUCAAACGCCGUCAGUUUUGUGGAGAAGGGCGGAGUGAUUGAAGAACUUGCGCGCGUGGGCGGUUGGGGUUGGAUCCUUGGAGAUGAAGGGGGUGGAUUCCAUGUUGGAAGGGAGACAAUACGCCAGAUCUUGAUGGAGGAAGAGAAAACUUCCAUUGGGGCUCUUACAUCUCCUGAGAGCAAGUUAAGAGAUCGCGUUUUGGAAUGGUUUGGGGUGAAGAGCGUUAUGGAGAUAUUUGGUGGUGUCUACCUCCCAGAUCCCCUGCCGAACGCCAGAACCAGUCUACUUCCGCAAGACAUGACGCGCGAAAAGAGGCUUUCGUCCCUCUGUCCAUUGGUAUUUGCAGCUGCCUUUGAUGAUGGCGAUAGGCUUGCUCUGCGGAUCCUUGAAGCAUGCGCGAGCUCACUUGCUUCUCAGAUCGCUGUGCUUCUUGCUGGACCUACAGACAACUCCCCUAGAUUGGUUAGAGCGGGUGAAAGCGUGAUAUCGCUUGGUGGAUCUUUGGCUGGGGUUGAACGGUAUCGAAAGAUGAUCCUGGAUGAUCUGGCCCACCGUGGCCACGUCUUCCGACAUGUCGAGUUUAUUGAUGAUGCUGCUGCUGUUGGAGCGAUUGGCCUCGCUGCAAUUCAUAAGCAGGGCCGACCUUGA
Molecule: messenger RNA, 1062 nt
Organism: Laccaria bicolor S238N-H82
Lineage: Eukaryota; Fungi; Basidiomycota; Agaricomycetes; Agaricales; Hydnangiaceae
Exons: 1
Coding region: 1-1062 (353 amino acids)
Source: RefSeq, a predicted model, not a curated record